AUGAAGCUUCUUCGCCCUGUAUUAUGGGCAUUGACGACCGCAUUUGUGGCCAAUGCGCACAGUCUUCCAUCACCGCAACACACUUGUGUGAUUCCCGCCUUGAAGGAUGGACGUGACGAUGCUCCUGCGAUCCGCGAGGCGUUUAGCAAAUGUGGAAAUAACGGCAAGGUUGUCUUUCAAAAAGACACCACGUACAGUGUUCAGACGGCUCUUCAAUUACAUAACUUGAAGAACGUCCAAGUUGACCUGUUCGGCACCCUUGAGUAUUCAACGGAUGUGCGGUACUGGAUUCUGCAUGGGUCGUAUUACUACUUCCAAAACAUUUCCAUCGCGAUGGAAUUCUCAGGCGAAGACAUCACGAUUGAUGGGCAUGGAUCCGGCACGAUUGACGGACAAGGGCAAGUGUGGUAUGAUCUGGCCCUGGGCGUUGGCGGAUUAUACGGACGUCCCAUCCCAUUUUGUCUGCGAAAUGUCAAGAAUGCGGUGGCGAAGAAUUUCCAAAUUGUUCAAUCUGGCAAAUGGAAUUUCGUGAUGUUGGAAUCUCAAAACGUUCUUGUGGACAAUAUUACCCUAUCAUCCACUUCCGACGAUUUCCAGGUACAGUGUAAUCUCGGCAAUACGGAUGGCUUCGACACGAUCAACAGUAACAACAUUACUAUUCAGAAUAGCUGGGCAAACGUUGGAGACGAUUGUGUCAGCUUUAAACCUGGCUCGACAAACAUUCACUAUGAGGGAGUGAGAGACGUAGUUGAGAAUAUCACGGCAGAAGAUGUUUCUCUAUACGGAAGUCGCAAUGGCGCUUACAUCAAGACUUACGUGGGCAAGCGGACCUAUUGGCCUCCGCAGGGUGGCGGCGGCGGCAAUGGCUAUGUCCGCAAUGUCGUCUUCAAGAACUUCCACAUCGAAAACAUCACCGCUUCGCCCGUAUUAAUCCAGCAGUGUACUCACUGGGCAGGAUAUAAUGUGCCAGCAUGUGCCGACACACCUCCCACGGGAUUCUUCUCGAAUAUUUCCUGGUCCAACUUCACGGGAUAUAUGAACGAAAAAGUAGGCACAAAGGCGAUUAGCUGGACCUGUUCCCCACUUGCAACAUGUGAAGGCUUUUCCUUCAAGGAUAUUAACGUCAAGUCGUCAACCGGGGCGAAUGGCACCUAUUCUUGCACCAAUGUGGUAGGCUAUAACUCAGCUUGCCAAAAAACCAACUAG
This is a messenger RNA of Trichoderma breve, 1206 nucleotides long. Its product is annotated as glycosyl hydrolases family 28 domain-containing protein. The coding region runs from base 1 to 1206 and encodes 401 amino acids. Gene Ontology annotation, molecular function: polygalacturonase activity. The transcript is spliced from 8 exons. Lineage: Eukaryota; Fungi; Ascomycota; Sordariomycetes; Hypocreales; Hypocreaceae. The record is from RefSeq and is a predicted model, not a curated record. Gene Ontology annotation, biological process: carbohydrate metabolic process.